Messenger RNA from Drosophila biarmipes, 755 nucleotides. RefSeq names its product translation machinery-associated protein 16 homolog. The record is from RefSeq and is a predicted model, not a curated record. NCBI's taxonomy places the organism in Eukaryota, Metazoa, Arthropoda, Insecta, Diptera, Drosophilidae. The transcript is spliced from 3 exons. Gene Ontology annotation, cellular component: nucleus. Bases 16 to 732 code for a protein of 238 amino acids.
UGUACACAUACCCACAUGCGAAGUAAUGCGAGUUUUACGGAAAAGUGGUCUUCAAGACAUGCUGAAAAGUAUCGCUUCAACUAUCGUGAAACGUACCCACCACUGCGGAUCCAGCUGAUCGUACAUGUGCCCGCCGGCGUUUACCAACACUCAUCAAAACAACGUGAACAUUUCAACGGCGUAAAAAUGACGAACCUGCGCAAGGAGCUGGAGAAGUGCAAGCACCCGAACAGCCGGAAAACCAAGGCGCUGGGCAAAAAAGCGCGUCGUCAGAACAACAAGCACAAAGUGCGGCUGGGCCAUGCCAUCAAAAGCAACCUCACGGGCGAGAAGCUAAGCUGGUUUCUGGCGCACAUCGACGAGGAACGCACCGAGCCCCUCAGCCCGCAGGAGCUGGAGGAUCUGAUUGAGCUGUACUUAACCCGGUUCGACGAGGAGCUGGAGCAAAUCAACCUGAAGCAGUCGAUUGGCAAGCACCGGGCCAAUCAGCAUGCCGCCCGCAAGGAUGUAAUCACCAUCACGCUGGAGAAGGAGCGCAACGAGUUCCGCACCGGCGGCCUGGAGCUGGUGAACCUCUGCGAUCCGCUCAAGUUCAAAAUGCUGCGCGACUGGGACGGCAGUGCGCUGAGUGUGCAGCACCUGAAGCUCGACCUGGUCUCGCACAACAUGCUGCAGCGGCUCAAGGCGCAGCUGGAGAGCAAGGAAGCCACCAGCGAGCAAAUGGAUACGUAAAAUAAAUAUAGAAAUAGAAAGAA